Messenger RNA from Folsomia candida, 5590 nucleotides. RefSeq names its product formin-like protein (gene Frl). Gene Ontology annotation, biological process: regulation of cell shape; cortical actin cytoskeleton organization; cell migration. The coding region runs from base 1454 to 4819 and encodes 1121 amino acids. The record is from RefSeq and is a predicted model, not a curated record. NCBI's taxonomy places the organism in Eukaryota, Metazoa, Arthropoda, Collembola, Entomobryomorpha, Isotomidae. The transcript has 23 exons. Gene Ontology annotation, molecular function: actin filament binding; small GTPase binding. Gene Ontology annotation, cellular component: cytosol.
GCGGUGGUACUAUGUACAAGUACUACUGCAAUUUGCAAGGCAAUAAUUUCGCACAUCAAACUGAUAGUAGCAGUGUAUUUUAUUUUGGUGGUUUGUAUCAUCAUCCGUGCUGACUGACUGGCCCUGGGUUAGGCCACAACAUAUUUUGCCAAAACCACAUCCCAGAAGUCUGCAUAAUGCUCAAUUUGCUAAAAAAAAUGAAAACCUCCGGCAUGUUAUGUGGUACAAAUACGUUGUACAUUGGUGACUCAAAUAUGCACAUUAUUUAUAACGUGCUGAAUAUUCUGUAUUGCUGAACAAGUUGAAUGUGGUCAUCUCCAUCUUAACAAUAUAGCCAAGCCACCAUCACUAACCAUAACCAAGUAGCCAACACAAUAUGCAAAUUCUCAGUUUUAUUUUCAUCUAUCACAUCAUUGUUUAAAGCAUUACACACAACACAAAGCACGACUGACCAUAAAAUUGAUCUCUAAAAUAUCUCUCUGGAUUUCAAGUAUUGGUUGGACUUGUGACUUUUUGUGUUCGACUCUAUGCAUUUUAUGUUGACUCGACGAUAAGCACAACAGUUCCUGUUUGACGUAAUAAAAACCAGAUCAAACUAUUGUAAAUGAAAAAAUCUGGACAAUAACUGAUCGAUCGUCUCGUCGUCAUCAUAAUUUCUGCGACAAUUGAGAUUUAUUAGAAGAUUUAUCAUUUACUUUAUCUGCUUCUCAAUCUUGUCACAACGUGAGCAGUAGCGGUUCGGUGAUAAUUUAUUUGUUAACUCGUUUGUGCCGCAGAAAAAGAGUGAAGAGGUCAAGUUGGUUGGUGAUUUCUACUCGAAAGCUCAAUUCACAUUCAAUUCCAGGAAGUGCUUGGCUCGGUGAAUCAUCAUCAUCGUCACUACUAGCAUCAGGAAUAUAAGCAAUGUGUGGCGAUAAGAAUACUUCACGCUACCCCGGUUUUUGGAUAAUGAAAAUCUGUUUGUUUUGACGCCUGUUUAUCAACAAAGAGAGUAGCAAGACUGCCUUGCCUUUCACCUUUUGAUCUGAUUUUUAUUUUUUAAGUGUGAUCGAUUUUGAAGGAUUCAACAAAAUAGCCAGUUUUGGUACGAAACUCAUUCGUAAUAGUAGUUUAGCAAGUUAAAAUUAAUAAUUAAUAAUACGUAUUAUGUGUGAGGUUUUUGUUAAUUUGAAUCAAUUCUAGUCACAUUUCCUUCCUCUUCUUCUGACACAUAUUUACUCACACUAGUACAAGUUUUACUGAAUUAUUGUUGAAAUUUAAAUAUGUAGCAUAACUAAACUACUAAAUAGUAAUCUGUGUUAAAGUGAUUUAUGGGAACUGAACUGUGCAUUUUAGAAUUGUGUUUAAUUCCUGUUUUCACUUUUGAUUCCCACAACAAACAAGUUAUUAUUAACAAUUUCCGCCCGUUUAGUCGUCUGCGUAAUCGCAAGUUCGCCAUCAUCUUCCUUGCAAAAUGGGAAGCAGUCUCAGUACUUAUCGCCGUGGCUCUGUUUCUGGUGAAAACCCAACUGCGUUGAAAUUCAAAGAAAGCAUUCGGCCCACGACAGGGAUUGGAUUAGUCACAGAUGAACUUUUGCCAAAAGAAACCAACAAACCAAACCCGGGUUUCUCUACUACCAGAUCCGAUCUCCAACCAACAUCCGGCGAACUUCAUAACGGUGGACAACAUUCCGGUGUUUUGAACAGUGACAACUUUUUAAGAAACCAAAAGAAUCUAGUAAGCAUGAGGUCAUCCAAAUAUUCGCCAAAAAUCCAGGCACCCAUGCCUAAUCCAGAUGAAUUGGAGAAGCGCUUUACUAAAGUCUUGACGUCCAUGGAUCUGCCUCCAGAUAAGGCUAAACUAUUGAAGCAAUAUGAUGAUUCCCGCAAGUGGGAAAUUGUCCGUGAUCAGGAGUUGGUACAAGUUCGAGAGCCGCCUAGAAGUUAUCUCAAAAAGAUCCAAACAUAUCUAGACCCAAAAGCAUCUAGAAGCUUUAAGAAAAGAAAAGCAUUGGGUGAAUCAACAUCAACUCAGGUUUUAAAGGACCUGGAAAUUUCAUUGCGAACAAACAACAUUGAAUGGGUCCGAGAAUUUCUAAAUGAAGAAAAUCGUGGAUUGGACAUUUUGUGUGAUUAUCUAAAUUUCCGUCUAGUCAUGAUGCGUCAUGAGCAAAAGUGCCAAACCCUUCCACCUUCAGAAAUUGAGAGUCCGACUCAUAGCAGUGGGGCCGAUUAUGGUCCAUCGUCCUUAGCAAAUGGUUCUAAUGCAAGCCAAUCAAAGAGCAUGGAUAGUCCUAGUAUCAACAAACGAACGUCGAAACACAUGAUGAAAUUGAAUAUGGGUGACGCCAAAGAUGAUAUCCAUGUGUGCAUUUUGUGUCUUCGUGCCAUCAUGAAUACGAAGCACGGCUUAAAUGAGGUCAUCAUGAAGCAGGACUCAAUCAACGCCAUUGCUCUUAGUUUAAGACACAAAAGUCUCCGGACUAAAGCGUUGGUGCUGGAACUAUUGGCGGCAGUUUGCCUAGUCCAAGGAGGGCACCAAAUCAUUCUAAGGGCGUUUGAUAACUUUAAGGAUGUGUGCGGAGAAAAAAGCAGAUUUGCAACCCUUGUCGAUCAAUUUGUGAAUUACGAGUCCUUCUAUGUAGAGUUUAUGGUAGCGUGUAUGCAAUUUAUCAACAUUGUCGUGCAUUCCGUGGAGGAUAUGAAUGAAAGAGUGUACUUGCAAUAUGAAUUCAUGCAACUUGGAAUUGACCAGUACCUAGAAAAACUAAAAAAUACUCAAUCUGAAGAACUAAGGGUACAAAUCUCUGCGUAUUUGGACAAUGUAUUCGAUGUUGCAGCCCUCAUGGACGAUUCCGAAAUGAAAAAUACAGCCUUAGAACGAGUGUCGGAUUUGGAAGAAGAAAAUUCUCAACUCAAAGAAAUUUAUCAAAAGCUGGAAUCGGAUAGCAUGUCUCGAAUGAUAGAACUAGAACAAAAACUACACUUAGCUAUCGAAGAGAGAGACUCACUUUUAUCUAAACACGAGGCAAUAACUGAAGAAGUGACGACCCUUAGAAGAGUGGUAACGCAAAAAGAAGAAGAGAAAAAAAUCUACUUAGAAAGGCUUUCUCGAAAUAUGGAUGCAGAAUUGAAACUUAAAGACGAAUCAGAUUCCAACGACAUUUCCACAAAUCCAAACGUCAACACAGAGCGACUUAUGAAAGCUUCAGUACCUGCUCCACCCGUUCCUGCUCCACCUCCUCCUCCACCCCCUCCAUUUGCUCCAAGAGGCAUGCCAGGGCCUCCACCACCACCACCAAUGAUGGGUCACCCCGGAGGCAUGAAUAGUGCAAAUUCCAAUAUGACAAUAAAGAAAGCCUUGCAACCAAAAUGCAAGCUGCCAACAUUGAAUUGGACAGUCUUGAAACCGAGGGAGGUGAAGGGGACUGUUUUUAAUCAACUUGACGACUCCAAGUACUACAGCGUGAUAGACUUUGAUGAGUUUGAACGAACUUUCCAAAUUGGAUCUGCUGGGUCUGUGGGGAAAAAUUUGGAUGAAGCAGACAGCGAAGGAACUCUAAACAGUUAUCCUUCGAAAAGGUUCAAAAAGCCAGAGGCCGUAUCAUUACUGGAACAUACUCGACUAAGGAAUUUAGCAAUCUCAAGACGGAAGCUUGAUCUAUCUAUUGACACAGUUGUCCGAGCAAUUAAUGCACUGGAUCUUACGACUCUGAAAUUGGAGCAUGUCGAAAUUAUUACACGCAUGAUUCCCAAUGAAGUUGAAACUAAACUUUACAGAGAGUACGUCAAUGAGCGUAAAAACCCUGAAUUACUGACUGAAGAAGACAAGUUUAUUUUACAACUUUCUCGAGUUGAACGAAUAUCCACAAAGUUGGCUGUAAUGGCUUACAUCGCUAAUUUCAAUGAAGUAGCCAACACAAUUCAGCCUCAGAUUCAUGCAGUAAUAAUGGCAUCCAGAGCAAUAAGGACCUCUGAAAAAUUUCACCAAUUAUUGGAAAUAAUUCUGGCAUUUGGAAAUUACUUGAAUGGUGCUAAACGAGGCCCUGCGUAUGGAUUCAAAAUUCAGAGUUUGGAAUGCUUGAUGGAUACGAAAUCGUUAGAUCGAAGACAGUCGCUGUUGCAUUAUAUUGCAGAGACUAUAACAUCGAGAUAUCCUAACCUGGCUGGAUUCGUCAAUGACCUUCAGUUUGUCGAAAAAUCAUCCUGUGUUUCAUUAGAAAAUGUACUCAGCGACCUGCAUGAUUUGGAAAAGGGAAUGGAACUCACUAAAAAGGAAUCUCAGUUCCUUAUGCAGAAAAACGAGCAAAAUAAUGUCGUGAAAGAUUUUCUAUCUACUGCCGAGGACAGGUUGAACAAAAUCAAAGUUGAGUGCAAAACUGCUGUCAACGACUUUGGCGAAUGCGUGGAAUUUUAUGGAGAGGAAAGGCAGCAAACCGAUACUAAUGGAUUCUUUUCUGCAAUUGUAAAGUUUCUUCGCGCCUAUAAAACUGCAGAUAAUGAAAACGAACAACGGAGAAGGUUAUCCAUGAGAAAUCAAUCUCCUCCCGAAACUAUGAAAAUUACCGGGAAAAAACAACAAGAUGCUGUCAUCAGCGAAUUAAAGCGCCGUCAAGGUACAGAUGGAAAUAAGAAACCCUUUGAAGGCCAAGACGGCAUGUACGGCUCACGCUGUGAAAGAAAAAAGAACUUUUAUCAAACCUUGGAGGAUGGCGCAUUGGAAGAUAUCUUAUCAGAUCUAAAAAACGAACCUUAUAGACGUGCAGAUGCGUUACGACGGUCUCAGCGUCGAAAAGUUAAUGAACGCCUUUCAAGAAAUUUUGACGACUUUGAUGUUUAACGUGUCUUACAUUUGCAUAAAACAAAGUACAUAUCUCAUUGUUCAAAGUUUCAAAUCCAUAACGUUUUUUUAUUUAUCGUUAGUUGUCAAUGUGCCAAUAUGUUGUUGAUCUGAUCAUGUAUGGUUUGAAGAUCUGUUGAUUUUGAUAGAAUAUGUAACAUGUUAAAAAAUAUUUACUAUGUUCGAAUGUUUCUUGCUCGUACGCUCAUAACCGAAAAUGCCUUAUAAUAAUUCAGGAUCGUAUGCACUCUUAUUUACAAAUGUCUAUAUAUAGGACAAAUACAAUAUUCAAUGCAAUUUAUUUGGUGUGAAAGUGCUCUGGACCAAGAGAAAUGACAAUCGCUUGCAAAUUGUGCUUAUAAUAACCAUAACUAAAUUAUACGUGUAAUGUCUGGAGGUAAGAGAUCUGAUUCUUUAAAGUGCCUGUAUGAUCUGCCGAUAUACUCGUUCAUAUGCAAUGCAAGAAAAUAUAUGUCUGAGAUUUAGCCUGAAUCCAAAGUAUUACAACUCAUUGUUACCUUUACCAAUUAGUUAAAUCGAUGUGUAUUUUUGUUAUAUCCUGAUACAAUAUUCUAUUUAAAGAAAUCUUAGUUUAGAUAUAAGUAGGUGGAUAGUAAAAAGUAUAUUUAUAUUAUAUAAAUAGAAAAUUACACACUUUUUAAUAAUAUUUUAUUACUAUACAAGCAGACCGGAUGAACUUAGUGAUGCAAUACAUUGAUUACAAGUACGUUGGAAUUAGUGUGGAAUAAAGACUUGCAACAUUGGUUAUGA